This is a messenger RNA of Rhineura floridana, 630 nucleotides long. It is a transcript of the gene GKN2, whose product is annotated as gastrokine 2. Bases 1 to 630 code for a protein of 209 amino acids. Gene Ontology annotation, biological process: regulation of cell population proliferation. The transcript has 7 exons. NCBI's taxonomy places the organism in Eukaryota, Metazoa, Chordata, Lepidosauria, Squamata, Rhineuridae. The record is from RefSeq and is a predicted model, not a curated record.
AUGCACUUCUACCCACUGUUCGUGGUCUCUGGAAUUUUAUUCCAUUUGCUUCUCAGCUUCUUCCUCUUAUCUGAAAGAAAAAUGAACAGACUUGCUGUAGUAGUCGCUGUUCUGGGGCUCUUCUGGUGUCCAGCUUUUGCCACUUACCAGACCUACAGCAUCCCAAGCAUCAAUGGUGGUUAUGUCCAGCAAACAGUGACCAUUGAUAAUGAGAGGCAAGUAGCAAAUAUCCACGUGUACGGAGGUCUCUGCUCUUCUGACACCAUUUUUGACUACAAACAUGGGUACAUUGCCACGAGGCUCUUUUCCCGACGAGCCUGCUUUGUCAUGAAGAUGGAAAAAGGCUACAUUCCAGAGCUGGAAGAAAUUGGACGGUUAGCGUAUGAGAAACAGAUGAUGCAUCAAAUAAUGUCCCCAAGAAAUGUGUGGGCGAAAUAUGAACCCAGUGACUCUUUCUUUGGAGAAAUCAGGGAGUGGCUUGUUUUUGGCAGUUCAAUCGAGAAACUCUGCAAGAGCGUGCCUGUUUACAAAGCUGAAAAAGUUGAGAGUGGAGUACAUGCCGGUGGCUGUGCCAAAGCAGGUAUCAUUGGCAUUUUGGGUAUUAGCAUUUGUGGAAAUCUCAACCUGUAG